Messenger RNA from Penicillium odoratum, 1671 nucleotides. Its product is annotated as flavin-containing monooxygenase. Gene Ontology annotation, molecular function: NADP binding; flavin adenine dinucleotide binding; N,N-dimethylaniline monooxygenase activity. The record is from RefSeq and is a predicted model, not a curated record. Lineage: Eukaryota; Fungi; Ascomycota; Eurotiomycetes; Eurotiales; Aspergillaceae. The coding region runs from base 1 to 1671 and encodes 556 amino acids. The transcript is spliced from 6 exons.
AUGGAUCAUCGGAAACUAGGAAGCAUUUACCAGCCACAGAGGAAACUCAAAGUGAUCUGUAUCGGGGCAGGCGCUUCUGGUCUUCUGCUGGCCUACAAGAUCCAGCGCCACUUUGAUGAUUUCGAAUUGAAGAUCUUCGAGAAGAAUCCUGACGUUUCAGGAACUUGGUUCGAGAACAGGUACCCAGGAUGUGCCUGCGAUGUUCCAUCUCAUUGUUACACUUGGUCUUUCGAACCCAAAACCGACUGGAGUGCGAACUACGCUACUGCGAAAGAAAUUUUCGGCUACUUUAAAGAUUUUGCCGCAAGACAUGAGCUGGAAAAGUUCAUUGAGUUCCAGCACGAAGUUGUAGGAGCGCAGUGGGAUGAUGUUAUCGGAGAGUGGACUAUUCAAGUAAAAAACAACGCGGAUGGAACGAUCAAGACAGACUCCGCGCAUGUCUUGAUCAAUGCAGGAGGUAUUCUGAAUGCAUGGAGAUACCCUGCGAUUCCGGGUAUUCAGAGCUACAAGGGUGCCCUUGUUCAUUCUGCAGCAUGGCCCGAAGACCUCGACUUAUCUGGGAAGGUGGUCGGAUUGAUCGGGAACGGAUCAUCCGGGAUCCAGAUUCUACCAGCUAUCAAGUCCCAGGUCAAGGAGCUGGUCACCUUUAUUCGUGAAGCUACCUGGAUUUCCCCACCUAUCGGACAGGAGUACCAUGCCUAUACAUCCGAGGAGAGGGAGCGGUUCAAGGAGGACAGCCAGCAUCACCUCGACGUACGCAAAGCGUACGAAAACAGAAUGAACCACAAUUUUGGAAUAUUUCAUUCGGGAUCUGAUGAGCAGAAAAAUCUUCGAAAAUUCAUGUUAGGCCGGAUGAAGGAGAAGCUGCACGAUCCAGAGCUUGAAAAGCUUUUGAUUCCAGAAUGGGCUGUUGGGUGCCGACGCCUCACCCCUGGAACGGACUACCUCGAGUCACUAUCGGAUCCCAAUGUCAAGGUUGUGUAUGGGGAGAUUACUCAGAUCACCGAGACUGGGGUGAUUUGUGAUAAUGGCGCUGGAGAAUAUCCCGUGGAUGUUCUCAUUUGUGCCACAGGAUUCGAUACCACGUUCAAGCCCCGAUUCCCACUGGUGAAUGGCUUUGGUGAAGAUUUACGAGACCUUUGGCAAAAGGAGCCAGCUGCCUAUCUUGGAGUUACUGUGGAUAAGUUCCCGAACUACUUCUUUACUCUUGGACCAAACUCCCCCGUUGGAAAUGGCCCUGUACUCAUUGCGAUCGAAGCCCAAGUGGAAUAUAUCAUCAAAAUGCUGUCCAAAUACCAGAAGGAGAACUUAAAGUCGUUCUCGGUCACCAGUGAUGCAGUAGACGAUUUCAAUAACUGGAAAGACGAUUUUAUGAAAGACACCAUUUGGACCGAAGAAUGCCGUUCUUGGUACAAGGCAGGAUCAGCUGCAGGUAAAAUCCUCGCGCUCUGGCCAGGCAGCACCUUGCACUUUGUUGAAACGCUGAAGGAGCCACGAUGGGAAGACUGGGAAUUUACCCGUUCGGAGAAAACCAGAAACCGCUUCACUUAUCUGGGUAAUGGGCAUAGUUCUGCAGAGGGCCUGGGGGGUGACCUGAGCUACUACAUCCGGAACAAGGAUGACUCUCCCGUUGAUCCUAUCUUGAAGAAAUCGAAGCUCUGUAAGGAGUGA